AAAAAAGAAAAAGGGUAAUUAAUAAAGCCCUUGUCUCUGUCGCCCUCAGCCCCUUGCUGCCCGGUGUCUCUGUGUUCUCUUCUCGAGCCCGCCGCUCUGCUGCUGCUGCUGCUGCCCCGUGCCUGAGUCCUGCGCGGUUUCCUGCGGCUUGACGUCAUCCCCGUUUGGCCGGGAAAACUGAUAUGAGCGACGAGAGUUCAACGGCGUCAACGGUAGAAUAAGGACGAACCCAGAAGGACAAAGAGAAUCCAAACGGCCAUGCUACUGCAGCCGCUCGUCGCCCACCUCUCUCUGUUGAGCGUGGGCGUGGGCUUCACCGCCCUGACUGCUCUUCUGACCUUCGGCUACUGCGUGUACAACAAAUUCUUCCACCCACUCCGAAAAUACCCUGGGCCGUUCCUCGCAUCCGUCACUCCCUGGGUGCAGCUGUUCCAUGGCCUGAAGGGCGACCGUCAUUUGUGGCUGUAUAAAUUGCAUCUGAAAUACGGCCCUCACGUGCGAGUUGCACCAAAUUUCCUCUCCAUCAACAGCGCCCAAGGUUUGCACGACAUCUACGGUCAUGGCAAAAAGGUUAAGAAGGGAGAUUUUUACAAUGCCUUCCCCGCAAUCAAGGGUGUGUACAAUACCCACAACGUGAUCGAUAAGCACGUCCACGGCAGAAAGCGACGUGUUCUGAGCCAGGCAUUUUCCGACAAUGCUCUGAAGGGCAUGGAAGGUGUCAUGUUGGUUAAUAUUCGCCAAUUCUGUGCUAUCAUGGCCGGUGACGAACCAUCUCUCGAUGCCGGUGCUCAAAGGACACAGAAGGGUUUCGUUGUCCGGAAUAUGGCCGAUUGGUUUGGAUAUCUGACGUACGACGUUAUGGGUGAGCUCUGUUUCGGAAAAAGCUUCGGCAUGUUGAUCGAGCGCGGAAAACGGGAAGUUAUCGGCCUUGUUGACCGAGCCGCUUACCGUCAUUACGUGUGCGGCUUGUGGAUGCCUCUGGAUAACUGGCACCUGGACCAGAUUUUCAUUCGUAAACUUACCAACGAUCGGUGGAAUUUCAUCCAAAAGUCUCGUGUUGAGGCAAAUCAACGUGCGAAGGAGCGUACCCAGGCUGGACACGAGGCUAAGAAGGAUUUCUUCUACUAUCUCCUUAAUGCCAAAGACCCUGAAUCCGGUCGUGGACUCUCGACUCCCGAGCUCUGGGGAGAAAGCAACGUUUUGAUGAUUGCCGGUAGCGAUACCACAUCCACCAGUCUUGCUGCAACCAUAUUCUAUCUUGUCCGAACUCCAGACGCCCUGGCGAAAUUGAAGAAGGAGGUCAGAGACACCUUCGACGACGUGGAGGAGAUUGUGACCGGACCGAAGCUCAACGAGCUGGUCUACCUGAGAGCGUGUAUGGACGAAGCUAUGCGACUUUGCCCUGCUGUGCCUGGAGCUAUGCCCCGUGAAGUGCUUCCCGGUGGCAUCGAGGUCGAUGGACUUUACCUCCCGGGCGGCAUUGACAUCGGAACCCCGUGCUAUGCUAUCCACCGCAAGCCCGAAUACUACCGCGAGCCUCACACCUAUAUCCCAGAGCGCUGGAUCGAGGGUGCCUUGUGCCAGAGCGAGAACGGAAUGUGGACAUCCUCGAAAGCAAACGUAGACCUUGCGCGCAGAGCUUUCUGCCCGUUCAGCAUUGGCCCGCGCGGCUGCAUUGGCAAGGGUAUGGCGCUGAUGGAGAUGCGGUUGACGCUCGCCCGAAUGAUGUUCCUGUUCGAUAUCGAGCUUGCUGAUCGCGUUGGCGAGGAUGCCACCGGUCAUCUCCACAUGGUUGACCACUUCACGAGUCAGAAAAAUGGACCAAAUAUCAUUAUCAAAAAACGCCAGUUCGCAUAGGGUGGAAAGCCUGUAGGACGGUACUCUGGCUGGUUUGGGAGGCGUGUUGUUGUCCUUUCGGAAAUUAUGACCUGAGAUUCUGA
Messenger RNA from Coccidioides posadasii C735 delta SOWgp, 1940 nucleotides. RefSeq lists its product as uncharacterized. Lineage: Eukaryota; Fungi; Ascomycota; Eurotiomycetes; Onygenales; Onygenaceae. Gene Ontology annotation, molecular function: monooxygenase activity; oxidoreductase activity, acting on paired donors, with incorporation or reduction of molecular oxygen; iron ion binding. The record is from RefSeq and is a predicted model, not a curated record.